Messenger RNA from Striga hermonthica, 1350 nucleotides. Lineage: Eukaryota; Viridiplantae; Streptophyta; Magnoliopsida; Lamiales; Orobanchaceae. The record is from the annotation of a GenBank genome assembly.
AUGGCGGCCGCCAUGGCCGUUCCUUCACCAAAUUCUUCUUCUUCUUCUUCCUUAGCUCAUCGCGACCUGAAAUGCAGUUUCCUCAGUGGCUCACCGGUGAGGGGUCUCUGCGUCGAAGUGAAAUCCAUGAGAAGAAAGGACAAAAAAGGAGUAGGUUUGGUGGUUGCCGCCGCAGCCGCAGGCGGCGAAGCCACCGGCGGAGGAAGGUUUUAUUUCAAUUUCACUGGAUUUCCGUUUCCUCUCGGCCCUUUCCUAAAUCGCCGCACCAUUAGAUACGAGGCUGUGAAGGACAGCAUAUGGCUGUUCGAACAAGAGCAGGCACUGGGUUUCAGCAGUGUGUCGACAAACAUCCGAAUGACGGUUAUCAAGCUGAAAUCCGGAGGAUUAUGGGUUCAUGCCCCUAUUGCUCCUACCAAAGAGUGCCUCCAGCUUGUGAAAGAACUAGGCGCUCCUGUGGAGUAUAUAAUCCUACCCACGUUUGCUUACGAGCAUAAAAUAUUUGUCGGACCCUUUUCAAGAAAGUUUCCGAAAGCUCAGGUGUGGGUUGCACCUCGGCAGUGGAGUUGGCCCUUGAACUUACCCCUCCAAUUUUUUGGGAUUUUUCGAGCCAAAACAUUGCAAGAUGAGGACUCAUUAGCCCCAUGGGCUGAUGAAAUCGAACAGAAAGUCUUGAGCUCACCUGAAGUUGGAAUCGGACCAUAUGUUGAGGUGGCAUUCUAUCAUAAGCGGACGAGGACCCUACUCGUAACGGAUGCAGUGAUAUAUGUUCCAAGGCAGCCACCCGAGUGUAUUAGCAAAGAAUCUUUAAUAUCGUCUGCUAAGAAUGGUUUGGCCGUAAAAAUUCUUAGUAAAGGGAAAAAAGUCCCCGAAGAACCAGUUGUUGACAACAAACUGAACAGACAAAAGGGAUGGGAAAGAAUGGUCCUCCAGAUUUUGUUCCUUGGCCCCUCGAAUCUGUUGGAACCAAACGCGAGUUUUUCUCAGAUGUCACAAAAGCUUAUCGUCUCACCCAUUGUGAAGACGCUUGUUUUCAGCAAAGUUCCUGAAAAGGUUAGAGAUUGGAUCGACCGAAUUACAAGGGACUGGAGGUUCAAGCGGAUAAUCCCUGCUCAUUUUGCAGGCCCGAUUAAUGCAAACAGAUCCGAAUUUUUGGCAGCAUUCGCAUUUCUCGAUGACCUUCUUGGCGAAAAAUACAUCAAGGGGCCUUCUUUUUCCCUACUUUUCGCAUCACUACUCGGAAAGGCCGCCAGCUAUUUCCCGCCAGAUGAUAUGAGGACUCUUUCGUCUCUCGAUCAGUUCUUGGUCUCGGUUGGAGCCGUCAAGAAAACUGUCUCCGGCCGUAAAAAAUGA